Messenger RNA from Xyrauchen texanus (razorback sucker), 3895 nucleotides. RefSeq names its product ras-related protein Rab-19 (gene rab19). The transcript has 3 exons. Gene Ontology annotation, molecular function: GTP binding; GTPase activity. Gene Ontology annotation, cellular component: trans-Golgi network. NCBI's taxonomy places the organism in Eukaryota, Metazoa, Chordata, Actinopteri, Cypriniformes, Catostomidae. The record is from RefSeq and is a predicted model, not a curated record. Bases 229 to 885 code for a protein of 218 amino acids.
GCAAAGGACAGUGUGGAGAAAAAGUUCAGUUAAUGUGCGAUUUGAGUUCAGAGUACAGCUUCAAAGCAGUGUGGAGAUUUCUCAAUAAUAUAAUGUAUAAUCUUCUAUUAAGAAAGCUUUUACAAACGUGGUUAAGAUGGCACUAAAUUGGCAUUAUUGUGGUAUUAGUGCCUUGUAUGAAUCAUUCUGAAGUCUGUAGGAGACAAUCCGCAAUUAUUGAUCGUAGAAAUGCAGUCCACAGGGGAAGACGACGACGACGGCUGUGACUUUCUGUUCAAAAUCAUCCUGAUCGGUGACAGCAAUGUAGGAAAGACCUGCGUGAUUCACAGUUUUAAGUCUGGAGUCUUUAGUGACAACCAUCAGAACACCAUCGGCGUUGACUUCACUGUUCGCAGCAUGGACAUCGAUGGCAAGAGAGUAAAAAUGCAGGUGUGGGACACCGCGGGACAUGAGCGCUUCCGCACCAUCACACAGAGUUACUACCGAAGUGCCCAUGGCGCCAUGAUCGCGUACGACCUGACCCGACGACCCACAUUUGACUCUCUACCACACUGGAUACAGGGAGUGGAACAGUACGGAGCCGCCAAUGUCAUCUUCGUUCUGAUCGGAAAUAAAUGUGACCUGGAGACCCAGCGGCAGGUGCUGUUUGAAGACGCUUGCACACUUGCGGAGCGAAAAGGAGCUCUGGCAGCGCUGGAGACCUCCGCCAAACAACAUCACAACAUCGAGGAGGCCUUUGAACUGAUGGCAAGAGAACUCGUAGUGCGACACGGAGGCGUAGUACCUCAGGACAACCAAUCAGAUUCACCCAGUAUUAUUCUGCACACUGAUUCUCAUCCAGUAAAAGAAGAGGAACAUCUGGAGAAGAAGUCAUGUGACUGCUGACUGACAGGUCCCGACAGGUCCCGACAGGUCGGCUAUUGCACAGAUAUUUCCAUCAGGCCUUUAGUCCAAAUGUCCAGGCAUUGGUUGAAAACAGGAAAAACAAGUUUGUGUUGCCACACUUGGAUCUCAAGUGAAGUACGUUGCUCCGAAAUACAGGAUUGUCACUUAAGUCUGAAGUGUGUAACUUUUUCAGUGUGUAAAAAACUUUUUUGCGUCCCAGCUUAAGAUGCACAGUCAAUGAUAAGUAAACCAUUCACAGGUUGAUUUCCUCAAAAAUGUAAACACUGUGUCUUUGUGGUGCUUUAACAAAUCUGAUGGCGUGUCAUUCGCUGUGGCUUUUUAACUUUGCCGGGUAUGUUUGGCUUUAAAAAAAAUCAAACAUCUGAUCAAACAACUUGGAAAAAGGGGCAUACAUGUUCACGGCAGUAUGGUUGAAAUGAACAAAUACAGUAAAAGGAGUAAUCCGGGUUAAAAACAAGUUAAGCUCAAUCGACAGCAUUUGUGGUGUAAUGUUGAUGUGACGUGGAGGAGGAUUGGGCCGGUGACUGUUCUGCCGGUUCCCGCCGCCUCCUUUCCCAUUUUAACCCUGUUACAUUGGUGCUGAAGCCCGGGAAGGAGGGAUGCGCUGUGGUGGAGUCUUCGCCACUGCCGUCCACCCAAAGGAGCAGCCGCGGCCAUCUGCAGGGGGACGGAGGCUUUGUUGCCGACCGACUGGAUGCGGAGGAACGGCGCCAUCCGCGAGGGGAGUAGGGGCUCACUGCCGGCCGCCUGGAGCAGUGGAGCCGCUGCCAGGGGCAGAGGAGUUCCCUACUGGCCGGCAAAACGCAGAGGGGCAUUCCAUCUGCCAGGGUUCAGAGGACUGGCACCAGUCCGCCCGGGGAGUAGCGGCUGUCAUCCACCAGAGGAUGGAGGAGUGAUCGAGGACCAGGUGAUGGUGUGUCAGGGAACCGGGGAGCAAGUGUUUGUCUUUCUCUCUCUCUCUCUCUCUCUCUCUCACUGUCGCUCCACCUUGCCCAUUCCUCCCCUCGUCCCCCCUCCCCAGCCCUAGAGGGGUGGGGGAAAGCCUGCCGGAGGCGGGGCCAGAAGGGCUCAUCCCUCCUUUUCUUUGUAAAAAGCAACUAUCGAGGUUCCAGUGAGACACUUAUAUUAGAAGUCAAUGGGGCCAAUUUUUGGAGGGUUUACAGGCAGAAGUGUGACGUUUAUAAUUUUAUGAAAGCGCUUAUAUAAAUUCUUCUGUUAAAACUCAUGUGUUAUUUGAGCUGUACAGUUAUUUAAAUUGUCGUUUUAGGGUUUACAGCGUUACGUUGUCAUGGCAACGAAGCUGCCAUAUUGGCUACAACUUUACACAAAUGGUUAGUUAAUGAUUUUAUCACACUAAAAUCAUCUUGACACACAUAUUUUUUUUUCUUGUGGCUAUCCUUUUAAAACAGUGAGUAUUUGAACGUUGCCCCAUUGACUUCCAUUGUAAGCGGCACACUGUAACACUUUUUAGAUUUUUAGAAAAAGAGGGACGAGUCAACUAAUUUAGGUGGUUUUGUGUAGUAAACAUUACGCCAUAAAUGCUGUUGAUUGAGCUUAACUUGUCCUCAACACAAACCCAGAAUAUUCUUUUUAAUACAGAUAUUUCACAAAAAAUAAAACGUAGUUAUUCUCGAAACAUCACGUUUUAGAUUAAAAUUGUAGUAUAUUUGGGAGAAGCUUUAUUGACAUGAAAAGUGACAGGAGACAUAUGUUACUAUUUAGUGUAAAUGCCGAUUUGUCUAGACAUAACUAAUGUAAAAUGAGAAAUAACAUGAUGACCAAGUGGAAAUGUAAGUAAAUGUACACACAAAAAAAAAAUCAGACGUCUCAAACAAUUUAACAAUUGCAUUUAAUGAAUUAACUCUGUGAACAUACAGUAUAUACAAGUAUAACAUUAUGGUGAAACUCUUAUGGCGUUCUUCGUUAACACAUGAUUAUAAAUUUAUUGGGUUAAAUAUGAAUGGAAGGAUUUGUGUAUUAAAACGUUUAUAAUCAAUCACACCUCAUUGUUUUGAAUUGCAUUUGCAGUCUUAUAAACGCAACGCUCAUGCCAUUAUGAAGCUGAGAAACCUGGAGGCGUGGCACAAAUUAUUUUAGCAAUUAAAAAAACGUAAAACAAAGCCAGAAAAUUGUGCAUUACAAUAAUUUGUGGAUUCAAAUCUUUAAAAACAUCUUACUGCUUUUUACUGUUCACAGUACAGCUGUCAAGUGGGCGUUCACACAGAGCGCGUUAUUGCGUAAAAAACAGCUUGGAGUGAAACUGAAUUGGAUAGAACGACUUUAGAAAAGUCAAAACGAUUUUAUCUGACUCAUCGUUGUCUUAAAAAUGCAAUGCUCAUGUCAAGAGACAUUACAAAAUCUGGAGACGUGGCACAAUUACUUUGUCAAUUAAAAACGUUUUAAUAAAGGCAGAAAAUGAUGCAAGAACGUGUCUUGUGUGAACGGUUCGUAAGAGUGUUCAGUGAACGCAAUGUCCACAUUUAGACUAACUGAGGCUCACGUGAACUUCAGUGGCAGGUAUUUCUGGGAACUCUCUCUCACACACACACACACACACACACACACACACAUGUUGUGUUUCCAUGUUUUAAGGGGACUUUCCAUAGACAUAAUGGUUUUUAUACUGUACAAACUUUAUAUUCUAUCCCCUAAACCUAACCCUACCCCUAAACCUAACCCUCACAGAAAACUUUCUGCAUUUUUACAUUUCCAAAAAUCAUAAUUUAGUAUGAUUUAUAAGCUGUUUUCCUCAUGGGGACCCACAAAAUGUCCCCACAAGGUCAAAAAUUUCGGGUUUUACUAUCCUUAUGGGGACAUUUGGUCCCCACAAAGUGAUAAAUACACGCUCACACACACACACACACACACACACACACGUACACACACACACACACACACACACACACACACGUACACACACACACACACACACACACACACACACACACACACACACACACACACACACACGUACACACACACACACACA